AAACCGGCGAUUUCCGCCGAUUUCGCAAUUCAUGGCCGAAUUCAACAAGCCUCAAGCUUCCUGAUCAUUCGUGUCAAUGUGUCAGUCUUUGAUUUAUACAAGAAAAACUGUGAAAAGCGCAUUCUAUUCAAGUUCUGCCGUAUUAAGGUACCAGGUGCAUUAACUCUUUUGCAAUCUUGGAAUAGUUUCAUACUGUUGGACUGCGUUGCAGUGUGGAUACUAUCUCACGUCAGACAUCUUGACAAUGCCGCUCAAACAACACAGCCGCCAAUACGACCUAGUCGUCCUUGGUGCUACUGGCUACACCGGGAAAUACACGUCCCAGUACAUUACCACCCACCUGCCGACCGAUCUCAAGUGGGCCGUAGCAGGCCGCUCGCGGUCCAAGCUCGAGGAUGUAGUCGCCGAGUGCAAGAAGUUGAACCCAGACCGUGUGCAGCCCGGCAUCGAGAUCUGCAGCUUGACAGACGAGGAUCUGGCCAGCCUCGCCAAGAAGACCUUCGUCCUCAUCACCACCGUCGGCCCGUACGGCAAGCUGGGCGAGCCGGCCUUCAAGGCCUGCGCCGAGAAUGGCACGCACUACCUCGACGUGACGGGCGAGGUCCCCUUCGUAGCCAGGAUGCUCAAGAAACACGAAUUGGCCGCCCAAGCCUCAGGCGCCCUCUUGUUCCCCCAGAUCGGCAUCGAGUCCGCCCCGCCUGACCUCGUCACUUGGUCUCUUGCCUCCUUCAUCCGCGACUCCUACUCCUCCCCAAUCCGGGACGUAACCGUGUCCAUCCACAAUCUCAAAUCCGCCCCAUCAGGCGGCACCCUCUCCACAGCGCUCACCAUCCUAGAGAACUUUACCCUCUCGGACCUCCGCACAUCCUACAAGCCCUACGCCCUCUCCCCCCUCCCUCGCCCAUCCACCACCCGGUCCCCCAAACCCUCCCUGCUCACCCGCCUCACGGGUCUGACCACCGUCCCCAACCUCGGCCUGCUAACCACCUCCCCCGCCGGAACAACCGACGCCGCGAUAGUCCAGCGAACCUGGGGCUUACUGGGCACUGUGCCCUCGCGCAAGGCCCAGUUCUACGGCUCGCGCUUCACCUUCCGCGAGUACAUGCGGCCGCGGAACUGGCUGACGGGCAUGGCGGUGCAUUUCGGACUGGUGUUGUUCGGCCUGGUGGUGGCGACACCGUGGCUGCGGAGAGCGCUGGCGCGGUGGGUGUACCAGCCUGGCGAAGGGCCUGAGGCGGAGGUGGCGAGCGGGGAUGAAAUUGAGUACCGUGGGGUUGGGUACGUCGAUCGUGAUGAUGAUGAGGGAGGCGGGAGAGGGGAGGCGGUGAUGUGUCGGGCUUGGUUUCGGGGAAGUACCUAUUAUCUGACGGGUAUCUUGCUGGCUGAGGCUGCGGCUACGCUGCUUCAGGAGGACGUUGACCUUCCUGGCGGGGUGUACACGCCUGCGUGUCUGGGUCAGCCGUUCAUUGACCGGCUGGAGCGGGGUGGGUUUCAAUUCGAGACCAAGCGCUUGGAGCCGUAAGGGAGUUGAAGGGGGCCAGUCCAAGUGGAACACUAUUGACAAGGUCAGACAGAACCCG
This is a messenger RNA of Parathielavia appendiculata, 1580 nucleotides long. RefSeq lists its product as uncharacterized. Gene Ontology annotation, biological process: glycolipid biosynthetic process. Gene Ontology annotation, cellular component: plasma membrane; lipid droplet; mitochondrion. The record is from RefSeq and is a predicted model, not a curated record. The coding region runs from base 245 to 1522 and encodes 425 amino acids. The transcript has 4 exons. Lineage: Eukaryota; Fungi; Ascomycota; Sordariomycetes; Sordariales; Chaetomiaceae.